GAUGUAAGUGCUAUUUUAAUGAUGAUGGAUAUUCACCCAGGAGACACCAUUUUGGAAUCUGGCAGCGGGUCUGGCGCGAUGAGCUUGUUUCUGUCAAGAGCGGUUGGGCCCAAAGGACGUGUUAUAAGUUAUGAAAUCAGAGAUGAUCAUCAUAAUUUAGCAAAGAAGAAUUACAGACACUGGCGUGAUGCAUGGGAAAUAGGACAUAUGGAAGAGUGGCCAGAUAAUGUGGAUUUCAUUCUCAAAGACAUUUCAAGAGCUGCUGCGGAUAUGGAGUCAGUAACACUUGACGCAGUAGUUCUGGAUAUGCUGAACCCUCAGUCUGCUCUGCCGGUUGUACACCCAAGUCUCAAACAGGGUGGUGUGUGCGCUGUGUAUUUAGCAAACAUCACACAGGUUAUUGGCCUUUUAGACAGCAUACGGACGUGCAAGCUCCCUUUUUUGUGUGAAAAGAUCGUUGAGGUAACUCACAGAAAUUGGUUGGUACUCCCUGCUAAAAUCAAGAAUUGCAAAUCAAGCCAAAUGGCAGAAACUCAAGAAAAUAUUGAAGAACCACCUCAAAAGGAAUAUGAAGAAACCCGCAUUCAGGAUCAAGUAGUUCUUAAAGAAAGUGAAUAUAAUGAAUCACUUUCUGAUGAUGCUGAAACAUACUGCUCAGUGCCUUACGUUGCCAGACCGUCUUAUUGGCAGGAAGCUCAUUCAGCAUUCCUUACCAAGCUGAGAAAGUUUCGACCACUGCGUUCUUGA
This is a messenger RNA of Leptosomus discolor (cuckoo roller), 747 nucleotides long. Lineage: Eukaryota; Metazoa; Chordata; Aves; Leptosomiformes; Leptosomidae. The record is from RefSeq and is a predicted model, not a curated record.